Messenger RNA from Tremella mesenterica DSM 1558, 438 nucleotides. RefSeq lists its product as uncharacterized. The transcript has 3 exons. The record is from RefSeq and is a predicted model, not a curated record. The coding region runs from base 1 to 438 and encodes 145 amino acids. NCBI's taxonomy places the organism in Eukaryota, Fungi, Basidiomycota, Tremellomycetes, Tremellales, Tremellaceae.
AUGUCCGGAAUGCCAAGAAGUGAGAAGACCAAUGAGAGUGGGAACAAUCGUCAUUCAGACAACUUAGACCGUUCUGAGUGUUCAAGCCUUCCGGAGUUGACAUCCUCAGAAGGGGAAGACAAUGAGAGCAUCAAUGACCACCCCAAUUCAGGGAUGAUUGCAAUAGUUAAAAAAGUCUUCGAGAAACAACCUAGCACUCUCUAUGACUCUUGUAUUCAAGCUUAUCUAAAGGCAUUGGACAUUGUCAACUCCGACACGGCCUCACUUGAUAAAGUCAAAGAACUAUGUGGCUCGUGGGAUUCGACAAAGUAUGAGAUGUUGAAGAAGGUAGAGUCUCUGAAUGGAUUGUUCACAGCAGGAAAAUUUGGAGAGUCGAUCAAGACAGAGUUGCGAGAAGGAGUGACACUAUCUCAGCAUAUUUGUCUUUAUCCGUCCUAG